Caenorhabditis briggsae is the source of this 1137-nucleotide messenger RNA. Gene Ontology annotation, cellular component: membrane. The coding region runs from base 1 to 1137 and encodes 378 amino acids. The record is from RefSeq and is a predicted model, not a curated record. Gene Ontology annotation, molecular function: G protein-coupled peptide receptor activity. The transcript has 4 exons. NCBI's taxonomy places the organism in Eukaryota, Metazoa, Nematoda, Chromadorea, Rhabditida, Rhabditidae.
AUGAAUUACGAAACUGUAGAUGAUCCAUAUUCUGAUGAAUACCUGUACCAUGAAUAUGUCGAGUAUGGAGAUCGAUGGAUCUACUACGAUUAUCUUACCGAAGAUUUUAGAGCAUUUUUCGAAAGCCUAAACCCGAUUAUAGAAGUUUCCAAACAGUUAUAUGAUAUUGCUUGCUUCUUCAGUUUAUUCAUCAAUUUCUUUCAUCUAUCCAUUCUCUCUCGCAAAACGUUAAGGACUAAUCUUGUCUACCUAAUAAUGAUUGGAAUCUGCAUUUGUGAUAUUUUCCAGUCCCUUGGUAACAUCACACAGAUUGGAAUGGACUACAUCUAUCAAGUCCAAGCAUGUUACAACGGAACCAGAUACUCUCAUCUGAUGGUCAAUUUAAUUGCUAAAACUUUGCAAAUCCUAUGUCGACGAGGCUCAAGUUUUCUUGCAUUGUAUAUUGCGACAAUUCGAGCAUUAUCGGUUCUUUUCCCGAUGAAUAAUAUUAUCAGCGCUAUGACACAGAUAAAAGCCGGGGUUUUGGUUAUGUUCCUUGUCAGUGUUGCUUCUGGUUCUUGGAGUUUGGUUUAUUUUGUGAAAUCAAAAUUUGUCGUGGUACAAAACUGUGACAGCGAAAUGGUUGACUACUUCUCCUUCACUGGACCAGUCGUAAAACUGUUGAGACCUAGCUACCUGCCAUAUCGACUUGUCGACCGAGAAACAUGGGAAUUAACCUACUUGAUGGUAGAUGGAUUCGUUGCAAUAUUCAUCAGUAUAUGCUAUUUCCUUGUUGUUAUCGCUUUAGUCAUCGGAAUAAGAAGAGCCAAUAAGAUAAGGAAAAAUGUCAGCAAGGAGGAGCAAUCCAGGACCAAUACAUAUGCAUUGGUAUUGUCUAUGGCGUUCAGUUUAUUUGUCUCAGAAGCGUUUUAUGCUGCCUUAUUCUACGCAAGUGAUAUUUAUUUCGGCUAUAGAGAGCAAGAAGAAUUCAAAAAGCUGGACUCCUUCGUGCUCACUCUCCAAAUCGUCAACUCUUCUGUUCACUGUCUCAUAUGCUACUGCAUGUCGUCACAGUAUCGGGAUACUGUAAGAGGAUUGUUCGGAAAGAGAAGAGAAGAUAAAUCUAUUGUCUCCAUUGUCCGUUCUUCGUCUGAAUAA